Messenger RNA from Humulus lupulus (European hop), 1513 nucleotides. RefSeq lists its product as uncharacterized. The transcript is spliced from 6 exons. NCBI's taxonomy places the organism in Eukaryota, Viridiplantae, Streptophyta, Magnoliopsida, Rosales, Cannabaceae. The record is from RefSeq and is a predicted model, not a curated record. Bases 382 to 1044 code for a protein of 220 amino acids.
AUGUGAUAAAUAUUCCAAAAAAGUUAUAGUAUUUAUAAAUAAGUGGGCUGGUUUCUGGAGAGUUCUUGAGGCUUAAGCGUUUAGAGGGAAGAAAGGGUGUUGUGUGUUGAUCCUCUUUUUCCGCCUUAAACCCACUUCCCCUUUCCCCUCAAGCCACCCCAAAUAUGCCGAACUUCCUUGUCCCAAUUGGGAAAGAUGUAGUCCGUGAUGUAUGAUAUGUAACAUAUAUACAUACAUAUUCAUAUAUAUAUAUAUAUAUAUAAUACCUAUGGGUCUGUAUUUGUUCUCUAUUUACGCUCCUGGGUUCUUUUAAUUUGUCGACAAUAAGUGAGAAUAGGGGAUUUUGGUUCUGGGUUUUGCUUGAAGAAGAAGUUACGAAUAAUGGCUAAUGGAGAUGAGAAAAGCAGUGACUUUUAUGCGGUUUUGGGUUUGAAAAAAGAAUGCUCGACUAUGGAGCUGAGGAAUGCUUAUAAGAAAUUAGCAAUGAGAUGGCAUCCGGAUCGGUGUUCGGCUUCCGGGAAUGCAAAGUUCGUGGAGGAAGCCAAGAAGAAAUUCCAGGCCAUUCAACAAGCCUAUUCUGUUUUAUCAGACGAGAAUAAGAGGUUCAUGUACGAUGUCGGAGUCUACGACAGCGAUGAUGACGAAAGUGGUAUGGGUGAUUUUUUGAGCGAGAUGGCUGUUAUGAUGAGCCAAACAAAGCCUAAUCAGGAAAGUGGGGAAGAAACCUUUGAGGAAUUGCAGCAAUUAUUUGAAGAUAUGUUUCAAGGGGGCAAUGAUGCAUUUGGAUCAAGCAGUAGUUCCUACUGCGAAACCUCAACGACAUCUUCCUCCUCCUAUGCAUCUUAUUGCGAAACUUCAAGUUCCAGUAAUAAACGUAGUUCCACCGAUAUGAACAAUGGAAUCAGGACAAGCGUCGAUGAUUCUUCUUCAGGCUUCGCUGCUCAUCUUCAAAGCUUUUGUGUAGGGACAGGUGGAUCAGCGGCGGGGUUUGAGGGAGGGGACGGGAAUAGGAGGAGGGGUGGUUCGAGGAGGAGCAAGAGAUAGCCACCGACGACAUGGCAGGAAACAAAAGGUUUUGUCUGGUCAUGAUGUUUCUUCGAAAGAUUGCUCUAGUGGUAUAUCAGCAGCUUGAUUCAACCACAGCUUCCAAAAUGAGUUGGGAAAAAUCUUUUCUGCUUCCAGCUAUAGAGGAUUUAAGGAAAAAUCACAUUUUACAGGCAAACAAUAGGGUACUUUUGCCUCAAUUUUUCUUUUUUUAGUGGUAGUAGGAUUUGAAUUGAACGUUAGGCUGGCUGCUGGGGCCACAGUACUGUGUCUCAUGUCCAUGCUGUGGUUUAGUAAGAGUGGCUUGGUCUAAAGCCUUCGGUUGUAUUGAGCUUUUUUUUCAUCAAUCCUUUCAUCUGUAAUGCUAUAAUUCUGCUACUUAUUUUGCUGAUGUAUUUGAUCUUUACGCAAUUUCAUUUGGCAAGAAAUAUACUUGUGCUAAUGCAAGUAUGUUUCGAGAUUAAGCUAA